Molecule: messenger RNA, 2769 nt
Organism: Lodderomyces oxycetoniae
Lineage: Eukaryota; Fungi; Ascomycota; Pichiomycetes; Serinales; Debaryomycetaceae
Gene: PGA25
Product: Pga25p
Exons: 1
Coding region: 1-2769 (922 amino acids)
Source: RefSeq, a predicted model, not a curated record
AUGAGAGUGUCCGCUUCAUUAUUAAUUUCUUUGGUAUCAAUUGCCAAUGCAAUUGAGGUCAAGAAUGAGAAGAGGAAUUUUCUUGAAAGUCUUGUGAACGUUUUUGCCGAGAACAAUAAGGCAGUAGUGGACUCAUCCUCCUCCUCCUUAUCAUCAUCAGCAGCAGCUGCUGGAGUAGCAGCUGCUUCAUCAACAAUUCCUAAUAGUAGUCCCUCGGAUAAUGUGCUGUCUUCCAACACCGAUGAUGAUGGUGAUGAUGAAGAAUGUGAAGAUGAAACGAGUACUCCAACUACCCCUUCUUCUCCUUCAACUACAGCUGCUGCUACCACCACCACAUCAUCAGCAAGCACAACUCAACCAGGUGGUCUUGAUUCAUGGUUGUCCAGUCUUUUCCCUGGACAGUCCAGUACAACCACAACAACUCCCACCACAUCAACUGUUCCAUCAACUUCUGGACCUGGUUUGUCCAGUACACAUCCAAACUCAUCAUCUACUGGAAUAUCACCAUCUUUAUCGUCAUCAUCACCUAGUAUUACGUCUACUUCUACUGUUGAUGAUGACGAUGGCGAGGAUUGUGAAACAGAGCCGCCUACUACUACUUCUGCACCAAUCACAACUUCAGCAAGCACAACUCAACAAGGUGGCUUGGAUUCAUGGUUAUCAAGUCUUUUAUCACUGAGCCAGCCUUCUUCUUCUUCUUCAAAAACAGGUACUAAUGACUCAGCGGAGCCAGCAUUCUCCACUUCGCUCGAUGCAGAGGUAACUGCUUUGUCAACAACGUCUUCAAAAGUAUCGAACACCAAUUUGCCAACGCCCACAUCCACCAGUGAUGGAAAUAUUUUAUCAAGUAUAUUUAAUAGUCUUUUCCCAAGCAACUCGCCAACUAAUUCGCAACCUACUAGUUCUGCUUCCAACAGCAGUGACGAUGAUGACGAAGAAGAAUGCGAAGACCCAACAAGUGGUACCGUAGAUUCUACCUCAAACGUUAUACCAACUGUUUCAGCUACGGCAACCUCAUCAACAACUGGAGGAAACUUUUUGAGCUCAUUGCUUAAUGAACUCACUACUUCUUCUUCAUCUUUGCCAGUCGCCAGUAAUUCUCACUCAAAUGCUACUACUACUACUACUACUAGUGAUGGUGGGAAUUGGCUAAGUUCUUUACUAGCCUCAGCGACUCCAACAAGCAGUUCAACCGCUAGCGAUGAAGAUGAUGAUGACGAAACUGAUUGCGAUAGUGAGACAGAAAUUCUCACCACCACCUCAGGUAAGCCAACAACGGGGACACAACAAACGACAGUUGCAACAGCUCCAACAAGCAGUUUAACAGCUAGCGAUGAAGAUGAUGAUGACGAAACUGAUUGCGAAAGUGAGACAGAAAUUCUCACCGCCACUUCAGGUAAGCCAACAACGGGGACACAACAAACGACAGUUGCAACAGCUCCAACAAGCAGUUUAACAGCUAGCGAUGAAGAUGAUGAUGACGAAACUGAUUGCGAAAGUGAGACAGAAAUUCUCACCGCCACUUCAGGUAAGCCAACAACGGGGACACAACAAACGACAGUUGCAACAGCUCCAACAAGCAGUUUAACAGCUAGCGAUGAAGAUGAUGAUGACGAAACUGAUUGCGAAAGUGAGACAGAAAUUCUCACCGCCACUUCAGGUAAGCCAACAACGGGGACACAACAAACGACAGUUGCAACAGCUCCAACAAGCAGUUCAACAGCUGGCGAUGAAGAUGAUGAUGACGAAACCGAUUGCGAAAGUGAGACUGAAAUUCUCACCGCCACUUCAGGUAAGCCAACAACGGUAACACAGCAAACGACAAUAGCUGGCUCGCCUACCACAAAAACUAUCACCACCACAGUUGGAGGAAAAGAGACUACUGAAACUGUUGUUACGACUGCUGUUGCACCUGUACAGACCCAGAUUGAAAGUGAAACGGUAUAUAUUACAUAUACGGCGGCGGGACAAACAUUUACUACAUAUGUUACUCAGGAAUACGAGGAAUGCGAUGAUGAGACAAUGAUAUACACCGUCACUACUAUUGUUCCACAAGUGUCACAAGAUGUAGGUGGAGGUGUUUAUACGACUACUGUCACCAUUGUAGCUACUCAUACCGUUUACCCUCAAGAGGAUGAAGGUGAUGAUGAUGAUGAUGAUGAUGAUUGCAUAACAGAUACUGAAGCUCCAUCAGGAUCAUCAGGAUCAUCAGGAUCAUCAGGAUCAUCAGGAUCAUCUGGCUCGUCUGGAUCAUCAGGAGUUGUAGGAAAUCAAGGAUCAUCCAAUACUGGAAGUGGAACAUAUUCGUCAGAAGAAUGUGAGUAUGUGGAUGAAGAUGAUGAUGACGAUGAAUACGACGACGAAGAUUGCGUGGAAGAAGAAGAAGACCAAGACGAGGAAGAUUGUGAAGAAGAAAGCGAUGAAGGCAUUGGCAGUAAUGAAGGUGACAAUAAUGACGAUGACGAUGACGAGGAGGACUGUAUCACUGAAAUUCCAUCGUCUUCCACAUUGAUAGCUACAAAACUGUCAAUUCCAAAUCUUUCAACGACUAUCGAAAUAGGCAAUGUCACAAGUCCAAUUUUGAGAGUGGCAGAGGAGACUGUUGCAGUUGAAAGCAGGACGAUCUUAUCAAUUACAACAUCGACUGCCUCGGUCGCAUCACCCACAGUUACCCAAAUAGCCAAUACAGCGAACAGGAACAAUAACAACAUCAACAUCAAUCACGUAUUAUUCACAUUCUUUAUUGUUGUUUUCGGUUACUUUAUGUAA